Trichosporon asahii var. asahii CBS 2479 is the source of this 1890-nucleotide messenger RNA. RefSeq names its product oxidoreductase. Gene Ontology annotation, molecular function: electron-transferring-flavoprotein dehydrogenase activity; iron-sulfur cluster binding. The transcript is spliced from 2 exons. The record is from RefSeq and is a predicted model, not a curated record. NCBI's taxonomy places the organism in Eukaryota, Fungi, Basidiomycota, Tremellomycetes, Trichosporonales, Trichosporonaceae. The coding region runs from base 1 to 1890 and encodes 629 amino acids. Gene Ontology annotation, biological process: electron transport chain. Gene Ontology annotation, cellular component: mitochondrial inner membrane.
AUGUCCCUUGCUCAGCGCUGGAUUGGAUCCUCGAGGACGCGGCUCGCCGCCGCCGCCGCCAGGCCCCGCGUCACCGUUCACCGCAACGCUCUUCGCUCCGGCGCCCGCUUCUACGCUUCCGAGGCUGAGGCCGAGGAGGCUUUCAACCCGGAUGAGGUCGAGCGCGCCACCGACGAGGUCGACGUCUGUAUCGUCGGAGGCGGCCCUGCUGGUCUUAGUGCCGCCAUCCGCCUGAAGCAGCUCGACACUGACGACUCGCUCCGUGUUGUCGUUCUGGAGAAGGCCGCUGAGCCCGGAAACCACAUCAUGUCCGGUGCCGUUCUUGAGCCCCGCGCGCUCGACGAGCUCCUCCCCAACUGGAAGGAGGACGGCGCUCCCCUCAACCAGCCCGCUCUCAAGGACACCAUGAAGUUCCUCACCCAGAACAUGGCCUUCCCCCUCCCUCACCCUCCCCAGAUGAACAACGAGGGCAACUACAUCGUCUCGCUCUCGCGUGUCGUCGCUUGGCUUGCUGAGCAGGCCGAGGCUCUCGGUGUCGAGGUCUACCCCGGUUUCGCUGGCGCCAAGCCCGUUUACAACGAGGACGGCUCGCUCAAGGGUGUCUGCACCGGUGAUGUCGGUCUCGACAAGAACUUCCAGCCCAAGGACUCUUACGAGCCCGGUAUGGAGUUCCACGCCAAGGUUACCCUCAUCGCGGAGGGUGCCCACGGCUCGCUCUCCAAGGUUCUCCAGAACAAGUACAACCUUCGUGAGGGGAAGGACCCCCAGACUUACGGUCUCGGCAUCAAGGAGGUCUGGCGUGUGCGCGACGAGGUCUACGAGCCCGGAAAGGUCAUCCACACCAUGGGAUGGCCCCUCGACUACAAGACCUACGGUGGUUCGUUCCUCUACCACAUGGAGGACAACAUGGUCACCAUGGGUCUCGUCGUCGGUCUCGACUACCCGAACCCGUACCUCUCUCCCUACCAGGAGUUCCAGCGCAUGAAGCACCACCCCUUCUUCGCUGAGAUCCUCAAGGGCGGUGAGCGUCUCGCCUACGGUGCCCGUGCCCUCAACGAGGGUGGUCUUCAGUCGAUCCCCAAGCUCUACUUCCCCGGUGGAGCUCUUAUCGGAUGCUCGGCCGGUUUCCUCAACGUCCCCAAGAUCAAGGGAACCCACAAUGCCAUGAAGUCUGGUAUGGUCGCUGCCGAGGAGAUCUACAAGCAGUUCCAGGAGAACCCUGAGGCUGAGCAGAUCGACAUGUCUGGUUACGAGAAGGAGAUGGAGAAGUCGUGGGUCUACGACGAGCUCCGCGAGGUCCGCAACAUCCGUCCCUCGUUCCACAACCCCCUCGGUCUCUGGGGAGGCAUGGCCUGGUCUGGUCUCGACUCGAUGAUCCUCAAGGGCAAGGUCCCCUUCACCUUCCACCACCCCAAGGAGGACUCCGCCGCCACUGAGCUUGCUUCGCACCACAAGCCCAUCAACUACCCGAAGCCCGACAACGAGCUUUCGUUCGACAUUCUGACUUCCGUUUCGCUCACUGGUACCAACCACGCCGAGAACCAGCCUGUGCACCUCCGUCUUCCUCCCGGAAAGGAGGCUCGCCAGCACCACGUUGAGGAGAACGUCUCCAAGUACGCUGGUCUCCUUGGUCGUGUCUGCCCUGCCGCUGUCUACGAGUACCAGGACGCCGAGGGAGCGGAGGAGGACGCCGAGGGCAAGAAGUUCGUCAUCAACUCGCAGAACUGCAUCCACGUGAGUAACUUUGUUUUUGUUGCGGUUCCCGGUGGAUGCGAACCGGGCACCGAGCUUCGGAUCGGCUCGAGGCUCGGUAUUCGGCAGUCCCUGUUGAUUGCCGAGCCGGACCCGCAGUCUUCCGGCCCGUCGCGCGAUGACGAAAGCGAUCGCUGA